Molecule: messenger RNA, 2361 nt
Organism: Symbiodinium sp. CCMP2592
Lineage: Eukaryota; Dinophyceae; Suessiales; Symbiodiniaceae
Source: the annotation of a GenBank genome assembly
AUGUUAGGGCUGGGAUAUGUCGAAGGUCCCGCAGUCGCAGUGACGGUCUAUCCUGUGUGCGAGGUCCUUUCCCCCGACCGGCAGCGCUUUGUGCAAGAUCAUGCCCUGCCGGAGUUUCGGCGUGUCCUCCUGCACGUCUUGGUAGCUGCUGGGGGAAUGGAUGCCUUCGUCGUCACGCCUCCACAGCCGCAGUUUAGUAUCUUUUUCGCCUUGCAGGGCCGCGCCUUUCACCUGCAUCCGGGUCAGCGUGUGGCUGGUGCCGCUGUGGCCGCGGACCUGGCGUCAGUCAACAAGGAGUUUCUACGCAAAGAACACCGAGUGUGCGUGGUGGAUGAUUUCUUCACUCCCGAUGCAGUGAAGGCACUUCAAGAUUAUUUGCUGGAGUCCACCAUAUGGUCCCAGGUCAAAUUUGGCCAUGUGGGCACCUACCUCGACACAGGCUUUGCCUCGGAGUUGGUCAGUCAAAUUGAUGAGGAGCUGAGGCAGCAACUGCCUCUUCUUAGCGGCAAGGAGUUACACAAUGCUUGGGCCUACAUGUACGAUGGCUCUCUUGGCGGCAUUGACACCCAUGCAGACGACUGCCAAGUGCAGAUUAACUUCUUCAUCAGCCCAUCUUCAGCAAAUCUUUGGUUGGAAAACAACUCCCUUCCGUCUGGUGGUUUGGUUCUUUAUGGCGUGGGCCCUCCGGCAGAAUGGAACUACACCGACUACAACAGCAUUGUGCAAAAUCCUCGAAUCGAUGAGAUUCUGCGGACUACAAACUAUUGGAAUGUGACCAUCCCGUACUUGGAGAACCGCGCGGUUCUUUUCGAUUCCACAUACUUCCACAAGACAGAUUGCAUGCGUUUCAAGAAGGGCUACAAGAAUCGUCGCAUUAAUGUGACCUUCCUCUAUGGACGGCGAAAAGCCUUGGUACCGGCACCAGGUGUGGCCAGGUCCGCAGCGGCACAGAGCACCAUACCCGAAGAGCAGGAGCAGCUCCAGGAGCGGCGGGAGCGCUACUUCCGAGCUGGCCAGGUGACUCUGGAUGACCAGGACUGGCGGAGCCUCGGCGAGGUGGUGCAGCGUCGCCUCGCCUACAGCUACGUAAGCUGCGUGGAGAUUGGCAUUUGUCCACAGGGAACCGUGGCAGGGGAGGACUGGGUUGUCAUCAUGCAGGUCCUCGCCAGCUCGCAGGCUGAGGUGAUGACCUCCUUCACUGUCUCUGAGAAGGUGUGUGCGGAGAGCCCUGUGGGACCAGACUUGCCUCUUGCAGUGGAGGCUAUUUCACUGUUCUCGUCACUGCGUCAGAUGGCACAGUUUCAAGAGCCCCAAGCGAAGCAAGCGAAGGUGCCGGCCUGGCCUUCUGGCACUAGCGAGGUCCAAGCGAAAGCUGCCGCCGUGAGGAAGAGCUUCCAGCGACCGAAAUUUUGGGUCACGGGUUUCGGCUGGUGCCUGGCCGCAUGCGCGGGAGCUGCCAACACCAUCGCCUUCAAGUGUUGGAGUCUCUAUGCCUCCCAUGUCACGGGCAACACGUCGCGCAUGGCCUUCCAUGCUGAAGGCUUCCAUCAGAACGAAAAUGACUUCGAGACGAUAUUGCAGGCCAGCUCGUUGGUAUCGUCGUUCCUACUUGGGGCCUAUGCUUGCGGGAUGCUGAUUGACAAGAACCAAGUCCACUUCCUCGGCAAGGCCUUCUACGGCUUGGCUCUGGUCUUGAACUCAGCACUUCUUGCUUCGGCAGCUUUUGUUCCUGGACGGCUUCUUCCAGCUUGCAUGGUGGCAGCAGCUUGCGGCUUGCAGAAUGCCAUGUGUACUUCUCAUUUUGGUGCUAUCAUUCGCACCACCCAUGUGACAGGCACUGUCACCGACAUCGGCUCCACCCUUGGUCGCAUCAGCAUGAUCUACCUGAGAAAGGGCUGCCGGCGCAGCAGGCUCGACGAUGUUGAGCGCGCUGAGAUUGGUGUGGAUGCUCGCAAGCUGGCAGUUCUGAUGGGGCUUUGGAUGUUCUACUUCAUCGGCGGUGUCUUGGGCCUCUAUGCAGAGAAUAAGCUUCCAGGCCCACAUGCACUGUUGGCACCAGCAUCUGUCACCGGCAGCCUCGGGAUCUUGUACAUGACUUGCCGUCACGUUUUGAAGAGCUAUCUGCAAAGGUUGGAGCGGGAAAGGUUCUCCGCGGAUCUUCAAGAAGCCCACUCCGUGCUGGCAAACAUGGGGAGCCGUAUCAAGGAUGCCGACUCCGAUGCCAUGAGUCUAGCAGUGGACCUGGAUGCGGAGAUGGGCCACGUGAUGGAUGCUCUCCAUGAGGUUGAGGCUGACCUCGUUGGGAUUUGCCAACCCCGUCAAUAUGCGGAGUCUCGUGAGGCUGCAGUGGCCGACGCGUGA